CGCCCUCCCUCCGCCCGGGCAGCAGGAAGCGGCUCCUCUGUGCGUAGCGGCGGCUGGAGCUCGGAUCUGAGCGGCUCCUUCCCGUCUCGUCCUCUCUCCGCCGGGGCUGGCGGAGCCGGCGGGCCCCCGUCCCCGGGGCCGUCCCGUCUUCUCGGCUGGGGACGCGCAGCCCAGGCGAGGCCGCGGCCUAGGGCGGGCGGAGCGCGUGAGGCGCAGGAUGCGGAGCGAGGCCCCCCCGGCCGGGGGCUGCGCGCGGCCCCAGUAGCCCGGGAUCGCCGCGGAUGCGGCCUCGCCCCGCGCGGCGGCCCAGGAGGCGCCUCCGCCAGGCCCUCGCUCCCCAGAGCCUGUGCAGCUGGGGGCCGCCGCGGCGGCCCGCCUGAGCCGCUGCUCUGCCCCGGCCCGCCUGGCCCUGCCCUCUCCUGCCGCGGUUGACAGUGAAGGGAUGUCUGCUGCCACCUCCGCUGAAAUGAUCGAAACUCCCCCGGUCCUCAACUUCGAAGAAAUUGACUACAAGGAGAUUGAGGUGGAAGAGGUUGUUGGAAGAGGAGCCUUUGGUGUGGUCUGCAAGGCAAAAUGGCGAGGAAAAGAUGUAGCCAUUAAACAAAUAGAAAGUGAAUCUGAAAGAAAGGCCUUCAUUGUGGAGCUUCGACAGUUGUCACGUGUGAACCAUCCUAAUAUUGUCAAGUUAUAUGGAGCCUGUCUGAAUCCAGUGUGUCUUGUUAUGGAGUAUGCUGAAGGAGGUUCUCUGUACAAUGUGCUGCAUGGUGCUGAGCCUCUGCCUUAUUAUACUGCUGCACAUGCAAUGAGUUGGUGUUUACAAUGUUCCCAAGGAGUGGCAUAUCUCCACAGCAUGAAACCAAAGGCUCUAAUUCACAGGGACCUGAAACCGCCAAACUUGCUGUUGGUAGCUGGGGGGACAGUUCUAAAAAUCUGUGACUUUGGUACAGCCUGUGAUAUUCAAACACACAUGACCAACAAUAAGGGAAGUGCUGCCUGGAUGGCACCUGAAGUUUUUGAAGGUAGCAAUUACAGUGAAAAAUGUGAUGUAUUCAGUUGGGGUAUUAUUCUUUGGGAAGUGAUCACCCGUAGGAAACCUUUUGAUGAGAUUGGUGGCCCUGCUUUCCGCAUAAUGUGGGCAGUUCACAAUGGGGAAGCUAGAGAACUAGGAUCUGUUGAGGUGUAUGCUACCUCUAUUGCUGCUUUAUGUACUUUGAAAGCAUUAAUUAUGUUAAUACAUAACAAUUUACUCUCUACACAGUACUUUCCAGGAGCUGAUGAACCUCUGCAGUAUCCUUGUCAGUAUUCAGAUGAAGGCCAGAGCAACUCUGCCACUAGUACAGGCUCGUUCAUGGACAUGACUUCUACAAACACCAGUAACAAGAGUGAUGCUAACAUGGAACCAAGUGACUUUCAAGGAACUGCUACCAAUGAUACCAUUAAACGCUUAGAAUCAAAACUGGCACAGCAAAUGAAAAAUUCAGCGAAGCAGUCGGGUGACCCUGGCCGUUUGAGUUUACCUCCAUCUCGCGGGAGCAGCGUGGAAAGCUUAUCAGAUGUUCGUGGACGACCACAGUCAACUCUUGUUUCAGGAGAAGGCAAGAGGAUGAGUGCUGACAUGUCUGAAAUAGAAGCAAGAAUUACCGCUACCACAGCCUAUUCCAAGCCUAAACGGGGCCAUCGUAAAACUGCUUCAUUUGGCAACAUUCUGGAUGUCCCUGCAAUCAUCAUACCAGGAAACGGACAACAGAGGCGGAGAUCCAUUCAAGACCUUAGUAUUGCUGGAACAGAAUCCAAUCAGGAGAGCAGAAACAGCAGUAGGUCAUCUAGUCCUAGUGUGAGAAUGAUCACUACCCCAGGACCAACCUCUGAAAAGCCAGCUCGUAGUCUUCCAUGGACACCUGAUGAAUCUACAGAUACCAAUGGGUCAGAUAACUCCAUCCCAAUGGCAUAUCUUACACUAGAUCACCAGUUGCAGCCUCUAGCACCAUGCCCAAACUCCAAAGAAUCUAUGGCUGUAUUUGAACAGCACUGUAAAAUGGCACAAGAAUAUAUGAAAGUUCAGACUGAAAUUGCAUUGCUGUUGCAGAGAAAACAGGAGCUAAUAGCAGAACUGGACCAGGAUGAGAAAGACCAGCAAAACACAUCCCGUCUGGUACAAGAACAUAAAAAGCUUUUAGACGAAAACAAAAGUCUUUCGACUUACUACCAGCAAUGCAAAAAACAGUUAGAGGUCAUCAGAAAUCAGCAACAGAAACGACAAGGCACAUCAUGAUUCACUGGGACCUUUCAAAUCAAAAAUAUGCACAGAAAAGACUUUUGUAUUACCCCUUAUUAUGACAGCUCAUGAGUGUUAGCUUCUUGAUGUGUUCAGAAUGCCUAUAUUUGUCUGCUGCACUUAGAACGUCAUUUAUUUUCCUUUUCUUAUGGUGGACAUUCAGUUCACCAGGUUUAUUGAAUGAGGUGGGAGAACAGUGACUUGAAUUAAUCACCAGCACUCAGCUUACACAAAUACAGUGAACUGUGGCUGUACACAUGCUCAGUGUGUGAAGGCUAGCCUCAACAAAAGCAUUAAAAUGGCUGCUAAAUUGUAAGAUCUUGUUUUAAUUUCUGAUGUUACCUCAAUAAGAGCAAAACAAAAACUUCUGUUUUAGAAUGGUUUUGUUCUUGUCUCAUCUCAAACAAAUUUACGACAGUCAUUUUCUCAUGCACCAUGCUGCAGAGCUGAUGUUGAUUGACCAGAGUAAUUCAUGAUGCAUUAGUGAUGCCUUUUCCCUUAGAUUUAGUGCAUUUUUCCACAUGCAAAAUGGUAGUCAGACUGAUGCCAACAUCACUGGUUCAGUGCUUGAUAGCCCUGCAUUUUGACUAAUAUAAUUCUUGUAAUCUUGCAUUCAUAAAAUAUUUGAAGCAAAAGGCUGUAUUUUCUUUACUUUUUUCGGGUGAGGAGUGGAGUGGCAUGCAGUUUCACCUAAUCAUACUGGACAAAAAAUUAUGAUGGUGAUUCAUUGAGCAAAGUGGGUCUCUUGUAUAAAAGGGGGAAAAAAUCAAAAUGUGUGGAAGCAUCUGUUAACCUUUAAAGCUUUUGUGCCUGUAGCAUCUUUGGAAGCCAAUUCAGAAAGCAAAUGAAUAUAAAGUUCUAUAUAAUCGUUCCCUUCAUAUUAGUUAUUGGGAUCUUUUUGAACCCUUAUUGAAAUGCUGAAAGGAAAACAUCCGUAUUCACCAUACAUGUAAAUAAGUUUGUUUUGGAUAAAGAGCUGAGGACUUGAGUGAUUUUUAUUUAUUUUUAAAUACAAAAACAUGAUAUGAAGUAGGGAAUGCAGAUGGACGAAGCUGGUAAGAAAAUGAGAGAAAUGGCUUAGUCUGCUUUGUGAAUCCUAGUUAUUUCAGUUGUUUGAGAAGUAUUCAAAGCAAGCCCGCCACAGAAUGCCUGCUGCCUUUGUGACUGAAGAGUUGCAUUUAACAAACUCAAACAAAACAUGGAAUGGUCAAUAUCUGUAUUUGCCAUGAUUAUGUGGGCAGAAAUCACCAAAAAUGGAUUGUUUGGAUUAUAAACUAACUUUCAAUUGAGUCACUUUUUAAUAGAAUCCUAAACUAUUUUUAAGUUUCUCAGACUCGGGUUUUAAUAACAUUAAUCUUUUGCAAAGAGAAAAUAUAAAAUGAAAACUUAGUCUCUUGUAUCAUCAAAAUACCAGCGAGAUGAUCAAAAGUUUAUUGUGAUGAUUUAGUUGUUGGGCUUCAUUUCAGAUGAAUAAAUUAGUGCAAGAGUUCAUUAGUAGCGCUUGGUAAAAUACUUAGUGGUAAAAACCUCACUAGUUUUCUCUUCUCCUCUUCUUCCUAUCUGAUAAACGUUGAUAUUAUUGUGAAUGUAUAAGAAUAUCAAAGAUGAAGGAUAGCUUACUGAACAGUGUCAUUCUAACUUUAAAAUAAACCUAUUAUUGGCAAGCCUUUCGGGAGUUAAAACCCUUCCCUCACUUUAUUUAAAUAAAGGAAGGGUUAUCAUUCCCGAAACCUUAGCAGAUAAUUUGAUUAGUUAGCUGAAACUGAUAUUGGGAUCAACUUAAGGGCACACAUAUUUAUAGCAAAAUGUAAUUGGCAGAGAAAAUAACUGUAGUAUUAGGAAUAGCACAAGUGAUCCAAAGCAUUGCUGUUUGCAUACAUCUGUCCAUCUACCAAAAUGGACACAGUCAGUGCUCAGCAGCUUCUUAGCAUGUGUUUAAGCAUGAAGUAGAGUAGAAUGAAUACUAAUGCUUGACUUCACAUGCAUGGUUAAUAAUUGCAAAAUCAUUUCCCAGGACAGUUAUUGAGGUUCUUCUGUGUCAUAAUGAAACAUGUUUAAAUAAAUUAAUAUUAACACUUCAUAUGCAAAGUCACUUUAUGGCAAAGUUUGAAUAAUGGAAGUGAAAGCAAUGCUAACUUCAUUUAAUGGUACAUAAUACAAAAGUCUAAGUUAGAACAGUUGCUUAUAACCUUUUAAGUUUACAUUGAAAAGGGUCUCAGAUUGUAAAAUUCGGAAUUCAGCUCCAUUCACUACUUAGAUUGUGUUGCCAUUCUAACGAUAUUUUCCAGGGGGAAUAUAGAGUUCAUGUCCUUUUGCCUUUCAAUCUUCCCUUCCCUAAUUCCACCAAAAAUUUGAACUAUUUGCCCCCACUUUCUCAGUGAAGUCUUCUGUGUGGGCAAAAUCCUUGUACAUCUCCCCCAGCAAACCUAGAGGAUAGCAAUGGCUAUUUGAGCCAAGGAGAAUUAACAAUUUAUCUUCUUGUGACUUAAGCAUUUUCAAAAGGCUUUUGUUUUUAAGUUGUUUACAAAUGUGCUUUUAUUUUUUCUGUUAAGCUAUUUUGGAGUGUUCAGGACAUAUUUUUCAUGUCAUCUUUUACUCAGUUAAAGCUAUCCCUCUAGUCAUGGAUGUGUAACAUCUAGUUUUGUCUGGGCGCUGCCUCCUCAUUCUCAAAACGGUAACAGGUUCUGCUUUUUGUCAAAGUAUGUGUUGUGUAAGACAUUGUGUAAUGAAAGUAUGCUUCUGUAUACUGUGCAGUUUUACCAAAAAAUGCUUUUUUAGGCUUUAUUUUUGUUUUUUGAUGAAAAGUUGAAGAUUGUAAUUCAGAACUUGUACAUAAAAUGGUGAAUGAUUUCAUAUGAUGUGGGAAUGAGCAGUGUGACUUUCUGCUACAGGGGUGUUUUACAUUACCAGGAAUCAAAUUAAUAAAAGCUGAGAGACUUUAA
Messenger RNA from Terrapene triunguis (Three-toed box turtle), 5217 nucleotides. RefSeq names its product mitogen-activated protein kinase kinase kinase 7 (gene MAP3K7). Lineage: Eukaryota; Metazoa; Chordata; Testudines; Emydidae. The record is from RefSeq and is a predicted model, not a curated record. Bases 443 to 2272 code for a protein of 609 amino acids. The transcript is spliced from 17 exons. Gene Ontology annotation, biological process: JNK cascade; protein phosphorylation; positive regulation of canonical NF-kappaB signal transduction. Gene Ontology annotation, molecular function: magnesium ion binding; ATP binding; MAP kinase kinase kinase activity.